Messenger RNA from Aethalodelphis obliquidens (Pacific white-sided dolphin), 1031 nucleotides. RefSeq names its product vascular non-inflammatory molecule 3-like. Gene Ontology annotation, molecular function: pantetheine hydrolase activity. The record is from RefSeq and is a predicted model, not a curated record. Bases 78 to 350 code for a protein of 90 amino acids. NCBI's taxonomy places the organism in Eukaryota, Metazoa, Chordata, Mammalia, Artiodactyla, Delphinidae. The transcript has 3 exons. Gene Ontology annotation, biological process: pantothenate metabolic process.
GCUGUCACUUAACUUACAAGAUGUCUGAGAAAUGAAACAGUGAGGUGUACGCACUAGGUGCCUUUGACAGCCUGCACAUGGUAGAAGGCCAGUAUUACUUACAGGUAUGCACAUUACUGAAGUGUCAAACCACUGACCUGAGAACUUGUGGAGAGCCUGCGGGGUCAGCUUUUACUAAGUUUGAAGAAUUCUCCCUCAGUGGCACAUUUGGAACGAGUUAUGUUUUCCCACAGAUCAUUCUUAGUGAGAGUCAGCUUGUCCCUGAAAGACAUUAUGAGAGUGAUGUUGUCAGAGAAGGCUUCUGGGCUGGAACCAACUCUGCAUUGAAGUUAAUCCUUUGCUUUCUUUGAUCAGGUUUCAGGAGAUGGACGUCUGCAGAGCCGAGGCGGAGCCUGUUUGCCUUUCCUGGUUCUGGCCCUGUAUGGAAGAGUGUUUGAGAGGGACCCUCUGCGCUUAGGGCAGGGAACUGGGCAACUGCCAUGAUCUCCUUCACCGCCAUCCUUUCAGGAUUAGCCUGGCAAAGAGAGAGGGAAAAGAGAGAGUCUUUAGUGUCUGUUUAGAAGAGAUGUCAUCACUUUGCUGAAACAACAAACUUAAGAAGAUUUAAAAAGCAAUUGGAUGUGUGUGCACGUUUUACAUAUUCAUUUCUGGGAGCUGCAUGCAUCUUCUGUGUGGGUGCACUUAAGUAUGUGUCAGUAUGGCUAUGUAUAGUGCAACAUGUAUUUAUGGGAGGGGAGCCUAGAAGAAUCCUUUUGUGGUAACUUCUCUAACGUAUGCAAAUAUUGUGUCUCUCAUUUGUAAAUGCACAGGGUAAGCGUUGAAAAUGCGGAGGGUAUUUGGUCCUAGUCUUUAGGAUACAGGAAGUUAAAAAACAAGGGUAUCUUUUAAAGUAAUUAUGAAUGACUUUUAUAACAAAUUAAAAUUGUUCCAUUGUCUCUUUAUUCUAUCUUUAUGGAAUAUUUGUAUGGAAAUUAGAUACUUGUGAAGGGAAAUUUAAAAAGAGAUAAAUGAAUAAAUGAUUCCUUCAGACC